AUGGACUGGUUUCGUCCUGCUUACAUCUGGUUCGUUCUUUUAGCUCUCUCGACAAAUUUAUGUUUCAACAACAAUUCUUUGGCUCAAGACUCUAAGCCGGGGCCGGAAACGGCGUUACUGAUUCGGGAACUGUUGGAAUCGGCAAAGGAAAGCGAGUUCUUCGAUUGGCUCAAAAGGGUCCGGAGGCGAAUUCACGAGUAUCCGGAGCUAGCAUUUGAAGAGUACAAGACGAGUCAACUGAUCAGGGAUGAGCUUGAUGCGAUGGGCAUCCAGUACACGUGGCCGGUGGCGAAAACUGGGGUGGUGGCAACAAUUGGGUCUGGCGAUCAACCUCUGUUUGCUUUGAGAGCUGACAUGGAUGCCCUACCCAUCCAGGAAUUGGUUGACUGGGAGCACAAAAGCAAAAUAAAUGGCAAAAUGCAUGCCUGUGGUCAUGAUGCUCACGCUACAAUGCUGCUUGGAGCAGCUAGACUGAUUCAGAAUAGAACAAAUAUUCUCAAGGGUACUAUUAAGCUUGUUUUUCAACCUGGAGAAGAGGGUCAUGGGGGUGCAUAUCAUGUCCUGAAAGAAGGAGUUCUCGAAGGUGUUCAAUCAAUUUUUGCCCUACAUGUGGCGCCGGAGAUGUAUGUAGGUUCUAUAGCCUCCAGACCUGGGCCAUUGCUGGCUGGAGCAGGAAGGUUUUUAGCUAUAAUUAAAGGGGUAGGAGGACAUGCAGCAGCACCCCAUAAAACGAGAGAUCCAAUUGUUGCUGCCUCCAUGGCAAUUAUUGCACUCCAGCAGAUUGUUUCCCGAGAAAGUGAUCCUCUGGAUGCCAGGGUUGUCUCUGUAACUUUCGUACAGGGAGGUGAAGCAGGAAAUGUGAUCCCUGAGACAGUCAAGUUUGGGGGCACUUUUCGAUCCAUGAGUGCUGACAGCUUUUCUUAUUUGCUCCAAAGAAUCAAAGAGGUAAUAGAGACUCAAGCGGCUGUACACGAUUGUGCUGCUACAGUUGAUUUUAUGGAGGAGACCUUGAUACAUUACCCUCCAACCAUAAAUGAUCUUUCAAUGUAUGAACAUGCUAGAAGGGUGGGAGAAAUAUUAUUAGGGGAAGACAAGGUACAUCUUGUGGGGCAGACAAUGGGUGCCGAAGAUUUUAGCUUUUAUGGGCAGAAGAUUGCAGCCACAAUGUUUUUGAUCGGAGCAAGAGAUGAGAACUCGGAUACAAUUACCGCGUUGCACACACCUUACUUGGAGAUAGCUGAAGAAACUCUUCCUAUAGGAGCAGCUCUUCAUGCUGCAGUUGCAAUCACUUACUUGGAUGAUCAUGCACCGAAUCCGUAG
This is a messenger RNA of Oldenlandia corymbosa var. corymbosa, 1320 nucleotides long. Lineage: Eukaryota; Viridiplantae; Streptophyta; Magnoliopsida; Gentianales; Rubiaceae. The record is from the annotation of a GenBank genome assembly.